UGUUCCGAAAUUCGUAGCACUCUCUAAUACGAAAAUUUUUAAGAUCUAUGGUCGGUAAAUACGUGUCAGUAACUGACCAUUACUCUGCCUAAUUCAGUAUCAGCAAAGCAGAGAAUCACUAGAGAAUGCAUUGAUAUAUGUGUAGUUCAAUGUAUAUCAACGAGCGAAUGAACAGACCAUAUUCACAGUGGUCGAAACUGAUCAAAUCACACACCAUAGGCUCCGUAAUGCCAAGUACGGCAGAGUAUCGGUCGGUAAUCGUCCAUACAACUUGAGAAUUAGUUCCAACGACGCAUCUCGUGACAAUAAGCGCUACGAAAUUGGGAGCACUAAAAACACGAGCGUGCACCCUUUCAAGCUUCUCUCCACACUUCUCUCUGCGUCAGUUUGAAUCUUUUGAAAAUGCGGCAAGCUGGGAGAGGUGGGUACUUUGAAAAUGGAAGACAGAGUCUAGCUGUCGGUUACAGGAUAUAAGUUUUGUCGGUAUUUCGAUAAUAUUGAGCAAAUCAAUUAAUUUUUUUCACAACUUUGGUGGCCCUUGUUAUUUUAAUGCGACUGUCGCGGGGAAAUUUGAUGAAUUUUUUACCGCUCUGUACGAUCGCGCACCAAAUGGAUGAGUGGAUUUUUCUCGCAAUCGCCUGCCUUCAAUAUUGACACUGAUUCUCAACUAACAAACGGAUUUCGAACUGCCGUGAAACAAUUUAGACAAGAUGGAAAAAUACCGAUCUAUGAAGGCCUUCAUUGCGGCUGCUCUCGAGUACUCAAAGCAUCAGAGUGAAACCACGGCAUCUGCAUUACAACGGAAUCUAGGGACGAUCGGUGCUUCCUUAGACUUAAGCAUCUUUGAUCCUGGGACCAGCAUCGCCACAGAAUUUUAUGUCAGUCUUUACGAGCUUGCGAGCGCUCUUCCAUCGCGCUCUAGCAUAAUUUGGAGCGCUGUUGCCGUUCUCCAGCAUGCCUGCAAGAAUUCCGCUGCUAGACAGACCCUUAUUCACACUUACAAAUUCACACCAAUUUUGACAAGGCUUCUAGAGGCAAAUCUAACGGCCGAGAAACGUAUCAGGGUCCUUCAACUGAUUCAGGAGCUUACAUAUGGAGUAAAGAUAUCCUGGCAGGAGGCGCACCUGCCUUAUUUAAUUUCAACUUUGACGCAAUGGGUGUCGCAAUCAACCGAGGAAGAAGUGGUUGCGUUGUCUUUGGGGGUGCUGAUCAAUCUCUGUUACAAAAAUCUGCCUGCAAUUUAUACCCUCAUGCGCGCCGUCGAUACAAAAGUUUUUGUAAAAACUUUACUGAAGCUGCAAAGUUACAAUAUGAAUACAAAAGUCCAAUGCUGUAAAUUGCUUAUGGUAUUGGAGAGCAUCCACAGAGAACUAACCGAUACAGAUAUCCUGGACUUCGCUACGGUCACAUUUUGUAGCCUGAUUUCUGCCCUCCAGGAGAAAAAUGUACUGCUUCUCAGGCAUACAGUCGACUUCUUUGACGAUGUUCGACAAAAAGAACAUUCGAGAAACGUUCUCGCAACUUAUCCUGGUUACGCCGAAGGUGUUGAAAACAUAUUGUUGAGACUAGAGAAUAACUCAGACCCUGAAUGUGUAGCAUUGAUGAUGGAAUUCCUGGUCUCAAUUAUUAGACUUCAGAUACCGUCGCUGAUGCCAUUGUAUUCGAAAUGUGUCAGGACAGCGAUGAUGUGGGUCCCAGUUGAAAGAGUCUGCUCAAAGGCAUUGAGCCUCAUUAGGAUAGUAAUCACUGACACUCGCCGAUCCAAAGGAUCUCUUGAAAUACUCAAUGAGCUUGACUUGAGUGUUUUAAUGCUCGUUCUGGACAGUGGCUAUGAAAUGGAAGAGAGCGGAAGCAGUCGGAGUGUUGAGUCACAAGCCAGAUUGACGGAGUUUCUACAGCUUGUACAAGAAAUGGUGCGGAUUCCUCUGGUUAGAGAGAAAGUAAUGCAAACAUUCACAGACCAGGCGAUGCGGCAGAUCUUGAGACCGGUGCUUGAAGAGAGUGAAGCUGCGACGUGUGAAGCUGUGCCUGGAAAUCUAUUUCAAGACCCAGCAACAACUUUGCAUGUCCAUGCACUCUCUCUAACAGCCGACCUCGCAACCCACGAUUCCAACUGGCUAACUCUGUACUCUGAAUUGCUACGGAAAAAACAAAUUCAAAUGGUUAUGGCAUUGGCGCUAUUCACUGGUGAUGGAGAUGUCAAGCAGCGGGUGUUGCAGCUACCCUCAUCAGUCGGGUUCCCACAAGAAUGCAUUUCCGCAGUAGCAAAAUGUAUGGGCGAACUGGAACCCCUGGUGUUAGUUCAGGGGAGAACGGCAUGUGGCCAGUCUUCCAAAGGGAGAUCACCCACUGAACAAGGCUAUUCGAGCGAAAUGCAGAUGCCCCUAUUUUCUGUAGCCCAGGAAGAACGCCUCGAUUUAUUUAUCACCAAACUUGAACAAGCCUUUGAGUCUAACCAGAUCCAAGAUACCACAACCUCAGCUGUUAUGGAGCUAUACGAAUAUAAGUUGGCGGCGAUGCGACACGCGGAAAGAGCCACACAAGCGAGCCUCGAAGCGGCCAACAGUCACGCAACUAGCCUGCAACACAGGUUGGCACAGGUGGUUGCAGAGUCUAGCAGGCUUCAUCAGUUACUAUUUUACACACAACAAUGCCUCGAAGGAAGCCGAACUGAAAAGAUAUGCUUGACUGCAAAACUGAAAGAAGAACAGGCACAAAUGAGUAGGACACGUGAGACGCAGUGUCAGGAAAUUCGAGGACUUCGUAAAAUAGUUGUGGAAAAGUCGGCCACCAUUGAUCAGCUUAACCGAACCACCGCAGAAUAUUUAGGACAGCUGGAAACUAGUAAAUCAACGAUCGAGACUCUGGAAAGAAGAGUUAACGAUUUACUGACUGAGGGAAAAGUUAGCGAGGCAAAAGCCCAAGAACUUGCAACGAAAAUUAACGAACUGAGCCGGGUUAUACGGAAAAUGGAAGACGGAUCGAAUAAACAGAAACAGCUGCUCGAAGAGAAGAACAGAGAAAUUGCCUCGAAUCAGAAUCACAUAUCUGCUCUGAAACAGGAACUUCAAGAGCAAGCAGAGCAGUGCUACAAUCGUGAAAAGGCACUCUCUGAGAAAGAAGAGUGUAUUGAGAGGAUGAAAGGAGAGCUCUCUGACCUGAGUCGUAUGCGGGACAUAAUAUUCGAGCUCACUGCAAAAAAGAAAGAAGAUUUAAAUACCAGUUAGUCACGGCGGUCGGUUGUCGGAAAAUAAUCAUCAUUCGAAAACGAUAUAUUUCGGAUCUGUAACGCGAUAACGUCGUGCAAUACACUGUUUAAGGCACUUGAUGAAAGAGAAGUCACUUGUUUACCGGAAAUUGCACGUUUCUUAUCGCUUACAGUAAAAUCUAUCAUAAACUUUGUACCUACUGCACAAUUCUCUGCAUCUCUUCAAUGACUCAAAUUUCCGGGACGAUAAUUGUAUCUACUUUGUACUCGUUUCCUUCAUUAUCUGCAAUAAAGGUUUUUUUUUAUCUUUUUAUUAUUUCAGAGUUUGGUGAAUAAUAUUUCCUAUCAUUCUUAAAAAGGAAAAUUUAACAAAAAUAGUUUCAUUUAAAAUAAAUGGAAUGUUAUAUUGUCAUGUGGAAAUUAUCACUUAUUAAUCGGUAAUCGGUCAAUGUACAAUUUUUACAGAGCAAAUAGAGUAUUUGUGCGAUGUAGAAAUCUGGAAAAAUUAUUUUAACCAUUUUAACAUUCCCAAAAAAUAGGUCGAUUUUCACAUUCGUAAUUUACAAUAUUCAACCAUCACGAAUUUUCACGCGACAGGCAAAUGAAACUAGUACGUAACUCCGCGAUAGCUUUUAACCGAUUCUUCGUGUAAAAGAAAUUAGUAA
Molecule: messenger RNA, 3873 nt
Organism: Neodiprion virginianus
Lineage: Eukaryota; Metazoa; Arthropoda; Insecta; Hymenoptera; Diprionidae
Product: protein CIP2A homolog
Exons: 10
Coding region: 711-3227 (838 amino acids)
Source: RefSeq, a predicted model, not a curated record